Messenger RNA from Loxodonta africana (African savanna elephant), 2725 nucleotides. RefSeq names its product poly(A) binding protein cytoplasmic 5 (gene PABPC5). Gene Ontology annotation, molecular function: mRNA 3'-UTR binding; poly(A) binding; poly(U) RNA binding. The coding region runs from base 298 to 1446 and encodes 382 amino acids. Gene Ontology annotation, cellular component: nucleus; ribonucleoprotein complex; cytosol. The transcript has a single exon. The record is from RefSeq and is a predicted model, not a curated record. Lineage: Eukaryota; Metazoa; Chordata; Mammalia; Proboscidea; Elephantidae.
UCCUUAAUAUUGGCUUUUGAAACUGAUUUUAAACCUGAACGGGGUGAAAAUCAUAAGCCCCCUUAGGGAAAAGAGGUUACUUACUGGGGUGUUUUUUUUGUCUGAUGUGUUUGUUCUGAGCCUGCUGACCAGCUGUUUCUGAACUUCAUUUUCUCAGCUUCAACAGUGAUUCUGAGCCUGCCUUAAGCUUCCUUCGCCUUGGCUUUUUCUGUUCUUCGUGAACAGCUGCUUGGCCCAUAGCUUAGAGAGAGCGGUCUUUUUCUCUCCCAAGAGAGACUCCUCCUUGUGUUUAGAGAGAUGGGGAGUGGGGAGCCUAAUCCUGCUGGCAAGAAAAAGAAGUACCUCAAAGCUGCCCUGUACGUGGGUGACUUGGACCCAGACGUCACCGAGGACAUGCUAUAUAAGAAGUUCAGGCCUGCUGGUCCUCUGCGCUUCACACGAAUCUGUCGUGACCCAGUGACCCGCAGUCCCCUGGGCUAUGGCUAUGUUAACUUUCGUUUUCCUGCGGAUGCUGAGUGGGCACUCAACACCAUGAAUUUUGAUUUAAUUAAUGGCAAACCAUUUCGCCUCAUGUGGUCUCAGCCAGAUGACCGCUUAAGAAAGUCUGGAGUUGGAAACAUCUUCAUCAAAAACCUGGACAAAUCCAUAGACAAUAGGGCCCUUUUUUACUUAUUUUCUGCUUUUGGGAACAUUCUCUCCUGCAAAGUAGUCUGCGAUGACAACGGCUCUAAAGGCUAUGCCUACGUACACUUCGACAGCCUGGCCGCUGCCAACAGGGCGAUCUGGCACAUGAAUGGAGUGCGGCUCAACAACCGCCAGGUGUAUGUUGGCCGGUUCAAAUUCCCGGAAGAGCGGGCCGCUGAAGUCAGAACCCGGGAUAGAGCAACUUUCACCAAUGUGUUCGUUAAAAAUUUUGGGGACGACAUGGAUGACGAAAAACUGAAGGGACUUUUCAGUGAAUAUGGGCCAACUGAGAGUGUUAAAGUGAUAAGAGAUGUCAGUGGGAAAUCCAAAGGCUUUGGAUUUGUGAGAUAUGAGACACACGAGGCUGCCCAAAAAGCUGUGCUAGACCUUCAUGGAAAGUCAAUUGAUGGGAAAGCGCUGUAUGUAGGACGAGCACAGAAGAAAAUUGAACGCCUGGCUGAGUUAAGGCGGAGAUUUGAACGGCUGAGAUUAAAGGAAAAAAGUCGGCCUCCAGGGGUGCCUAUCUAUAUUAAGAACCUAGAUGAGACCAUUGAUGAUGAAAAACUGAAGGAAGAGUUUUCUUCCUUUGGAUCAGUUAGCCGGGCCAAGGUGAUGAUGGAAGUGGGGCAAGGCAAAGGGUUUGGUGUUGUAUGCUUCUCCUCUUUUGAAGAGGCUACCAAAGCAGUGGAUGAGAUGAAUGGUCGCGUAGUGGGCUCCAAGCCCCUGCAUGUCACCUUGGGCCAGGCCAGACGCAGGUGGUGAGGAUGACAAUGCUCAAUUUUUUCAGCCUUAAGCUGGUGCCCACUUAGUUUGGGCUACUUUGUGAUAUGAGGUUAUUUUAUGGCAAUUCACAGGUUUUUAAGUGAAUACUUUCUUUUGAAAAAAAAUGAAACUUAGCAAACCUUGUUCAUUCUAGUGAAGUUUCUAAUUGUAAAAUUGUCAUUUUGUACUACUUUUUGAUAUAAUAUCUUUAGGAAUAUGUAGAAUAAAGUUUAUUCCUCAACAUUUUUUUUUUCUUGAAUCAGCCAAGGUGAGGUGAUUGAUUGGGUAUAUAUGUUUCCUUUAUUAUUUCAGUAAUACUACUAAAUUUAAUUUCUUCCAUGAAAAUAUUCUCAAAAUGGCCCUUCUGAAUCUAUCAAAGUAAAAACUUCUAACUUGCUUUUUGAGAAAUGAGUAAGAGUACAGGAAAAUGUAUGUGAUCCAGUUAACUUUUGUGCAUACUUACAUGUUAGGUUACGUGAAAUGGAUAUUCUUUUAAAAAGAUGCGUAGUUUUUUUUUUUGUUGUUGUUAGUUUAUUUACAUUUUUGUUUCCUUUUUUAAUAUAUUAUGACCUUAGCACAGACCCGAUAGUGGCUUGGACUAAAGUGUUAGGAGUUUUCUUUAUUACCUUCAUGCCCAGAGAAGUGAGUAUAUUGGUGUUUUUCAGUCAAUACCUUAGAAAAUAAACACUUUAGACUUUGGUAUUUAAAUUAUGCUUUGAUUCUUAAAAAUCUUUACUGAGAGAUUUGGUAUUUGAUGAUGGUCUAAGGAGAACUCUUACCACUCAUCCUGUUAAAUUAAUAAGAAAGAUAACUACACUGAAUUAGCUUAACAUACAGAUACCUUAAUAUUUUGCCUUCAGCCUUUAUCAAGUGUCAAUAUAAAGGGCAAAAAAAUCAAUGGAAUGAUGUUGAAAACCUACUUUUAUAAAAAUUUCUUCUACUGAACUCAUCGUUAUCUCUUAUCAAUGUAAUAAUAUUUCAAAGUUAAAGAAGUUGUCUCUUUUAAGUCCCAUGUCUCCAUUUAUUAUAUAAGAGUUAUUAAUCCAGUAUGGUUCCCUUUACAUCUUGGAUAGUUGGAAGCUUCAAAGAUAUGCAUUGUUCUGUAUUGCAGAUAUGUUAUUUAAUGUGUGAUUUCUGGCAUAAUUAUCUAGUUUUUCACCUGAAGUUUCCUAGUCUUCCCACUCUUCUCCCUUUCAUCCAUAUUACACUUUUUUUUGUAUGGCCUGUUUUUUUUUUUUUAAUAUAUGCCAGUUCAAAUCUGUUUUGGAAGUAGGGAAAU